Salvelinus sp. IW2-2015 is the source of this 1756-nucleotide messenger RNA. RefSeq names its product claudin-7-like. Gene Ontology annotation, molecular function: structural molecule activity. Gene Ontology annotation, cellular component: bicellular tight junction; plasma membrane. Gene Ontology annotation, biological process: bicellular tight junction assembly; cell adhesion. The record is from RefSeq and is a predicted model, not a curated record. NCBI's taxonomy places the organism in Eukaryota, Metazoa, Chordata, Actinopteri, Salmoniformes, Salmonidae.
UGUUGAAAAGAAACGGAGACAAAAGAAGCUUGAGAAAGGAAAGUCGUUUCAGAAAAGGACAGUGAGUGACUCAAAUUCAGGAUUGUGAAAGCCCCAGACAGAGCGGGCAGGUAUAGCAAAGAAGUGGGCCUUGAAGUGAGAAAGAAGACAUCGACAAGGGUAAAGGUCAGUUUCGGGUGGUCAGAAGACAUCGAGAGCAGCCGCCAUGGUCAACACAGGCAUGCAGCUGAUCAGCUUCACCUGCGCGGUGACAGGUUGGGUCAUGGCCAUCGCCGUGACGGCCUUGCCUCAGUGGAAGGUGUCCGCCUUUAUCGGCAGCAACAUCCUCACCUCCGAGAUCAAGUGGGAGGGCAUCUGGAUGAACUGCAUCUACCAGACCACGGGCCACAUGCAGUGCAAGACCUACGACUCCAUUCUGGCUCUGCCCCCGGACCUCCAGGCAGCUCGUGCCCUCAUGUGUGUGGCAAUUUUUCUGGGCUGGCUGUCCUGCACAGUGUCCUGCUGUGGAAUGAAAUGCACCACGUGCGCUGGCGACGACCGCCGCGCCAAGGCAGGCAUCGCCCUCUCCGGCGGCGUGCUAUUCAUCCUGACGGGCCUGUGCGUGCUGGUGCCCGUCUCCUGGACCGCCAACACGGUGGUCCAGGACUUCUACAACCCCAAAGUGCCUGUCAUGUACAAGCGAGAGCUGGGCCAGGCGAUCUACCUGGGCUGGGCAUCUGCGGUUAUUCUGAUGAUCAGCGGGGCCGUGCUGAGCAGCACCUGCCCCCAUAUCGAGAGUGGAGGACGGGAGUACCGCCGGGGAUACAUGGGCCGGAGCUUUCCUAACACGCGCCCCUCCCCCCUCGCACCUGAUCCUCCGAAACCUAUCACCUCKAACAGCGUGCCCCUAAAGGAAUAUGUGUAGUCCAGAGAAAAGAUGUGAAGAAGAAUGUCAACGGGUUGGAGUAUGGGAAGAAGCAAGGUUGAGAACGAGAAGAGGAAGUAGAAGGCUGGAGAAGGAAAAACUGUGACUGUGGUGGAGGUGUUGUGACUUGGAAGGUUUUGAAGAUGUGAAGCAUUAGAUUUGAAACUCUACUCUGCAGCUCUCUCACGUUCUUCUACCGUGAUGCAUUUUGAUGUAGUGUAAAUAUUUAUUUCAAAUGUAUUUUUUCAACUAAAUGUAUUUUGUGUGUGUGUAUAUAUAUAUUUGAGACUUUCCAUCAUGCCUAUCAUUGUCCGCCUCAUGUAUUGGCUUAUUGACUUCAUUACACAUUUAUUACACUGUGAUAUUUGGUAUUAGUGCAUGGACAGAUCACAAUACUCUGCCUGGAAGACACUUCAUCAAUCCCCACAAACAUCUUUAAGAUAUUAUGGUUUUGUGACUUGUGGCGUGAAGAUUGGAGUGAUAUCUUUCUUUCACAAUUCUUCUCAGAUGACUAUUAAAUCUGUGAAAUAAUUCAGUCUCGGCACUACGUCAUUGAGUUUGAGUAAGUCCAAAUUGUAAAAGAAUAAACUGCUUAUUCCAAGGGUAUUUUAAUACGUUUGAACUUUUUCCUUCCAUAUGUUUUAGUUCAUGACAAACUGAUGAUGUUUUGUAGUUUGGCCAGAAUAUUGAAGGUGUCGUGCUCAAUGUUCAGCUGUGCACAACUCCAAACAGAAAGGGUUCCCUUUGCACUUAGUGAUGGAUCAAUCUAGCCCUCCUAUAGGCUGUUUAGAAUUCCUGUCAAAUGAAUUGUAUCUUUCAGGGCAGCAAGGGCAAACCGUGAGGAACGGGGAG